AUGGCCGCGAUUUUUGAAGACCCAUCCGUGUUCGACGCCUUUGAAGGCCGAGAAAAGUUCGAUCAUUCCAAGGCGAAGGAUGUGAAAGUCGAAGUUCUAGACUGGAGCAAAGACAAUGAUCGACCGCGCUCUCACUGUGUGCCUGUUCCAGAACUUGCCACGAUGCCUGAGCCACAUUUACGAAUAGUGUUCCUGCCACUUGAUCACCCGGGGGACAAGGGGAAACACGGCCUUCUCUGGGCCUUCCGUCACUAUUCAGUCCCAUCGGCAUUUCUUGAUGAGCGGCUUCGAUCAGUCACUCACUCAUUUGGUGCGCAGAGUGAUGCUCAUGGGAAUAAUUGUGUUUGGUUUCACCACUUGUGCAAAAGCAUUGCAGUAGGGCGCGCAAACGGCGAGUCAUGGAUUUACGAGCCGCGCUCUCAAGUGCAAUCCCUCAAACAAGCAAACUGGACCUGGAAAAAGUCUGGAUACUUCAUGAAAUGGUGUACCACUGAUUUGGAUGAUCCCAGGGUGACGUUGCUAUGCUUCCAAGCAUCGGAUCUUCUUCUGAAUCGACUACGAGCCCUUCAGUCUGUCAAAACUGCAAUGCGGGAUCCAAUAGCCCUAUUGGUCAUUAUCUUGUCAGAUAUAUCCUCCAACAUGGAUAGCACAGUCUGGGAAGUGUCCGACGUGUUUGGAAAGAUAGAAACGAGGGCAUUGAUGAUGUCCCAAGAGAGGGAGUCAUUCACAGGCUUGCACAAUGUAGCGAAACAUAUUGUCUAUCUCCAAGAGAGCUGCGACGCUACAUCUCUGAUUGUGCAGAAAGUGAUCGCACACUCCGAACUUCUCCAAGGUAAAGCCUCCGAUGGGGAUAAGGAGAUCAUGGAAUGUACACGGGGGAUGUUGACACAGGUGGAAACGAGUUUUGAGACUGUCAAUCUGAGGCUGAGAAGCUUAGAUAGAAGGAUGCAAAGUGUCAUUGCCUUGUCAUUUCAUCUCGUUGCCGCCGAGGGAAACCGCAUCAUGCACUCCGACAGCAACACCAUGACUACCAUCGGAUUGGUGACGCUGAUAUUCUUGCCUCUCACUACUGUAUCGACUAUCUUUGGAAGCCAAUUCUUUGGUCUCUCGGAUGAAGACAACGCGCUCACGGUAUCCCAAGACUUUUGGAUGUUUUGGGUCAUUUCCAUGCCCGUGACAGUCAUAGUGCUGGGUGCAUGGUACGCUAUGAAAUGGAGACGUUUUGAAAUGGUCAAUAGAAAUAAACAGAUCAUGGCCAGCCAGCACCAGGUUAUUGAGAAAUAUCCUGGGGCUUGA
Molecule: messenger RNA, 1296 nt
Organism: Penicillium paradoxum
Lineage: Eukaryota; Fungi; Ascomycota; Eurotiomycetes; Eurotiales; Aspergillaceae
Exons: 7
Coding region: 1-1296 (431 amino acids)
Biological process (GO): transmembrane transport; metal ion transport
Cellular component (GO): membrane
Molecular function (GO): magnesium ion binding; cobalt ion transmembrane transporter activity; cobalt ion binding
Source: RefSeq, a predicted model, not a curated record